AAUCACUCCCCACAGUUCCCUUCCCUUCCAUGUAUGGCAAGUGGAAACCAGUUCCUGCAGAUCUCAUCCUCAUCUGGGUCUCUUUCUGGAGAUACAUUUUUGUUGGGUAACAUGUCGUGCGACACCCGAACGAAAGCGAAGCGAUUUCUAUUCACAUCUGAGUCCGUUUCUGAAGGACAUUCAGAUAAAAUGUGUGACCAGAUCAGUGAUGCUGUUCUUGAUGCUCAUAUGAAGGUUGAUCCAGAUGCCAAGGUUGCUUGUGAAUGUGUGGCCAAAACUGGGAUGAUCUUGCUGUGUGGUGAAAUUACUUCCAAAGCCAUCGUUGAUUACCAGCAAAUAGUGAGAGACACCAUCAAGAAGAUUGGUUAUGAUGACUCUUCCAAAGGAUUAGAUUACAAGACGUGCACUGUGUUGGUAGCUCUGGAACAGCAAUGCCAGGAAAUCAAGCAUGCCAUCUCCUCUGGGCCGAGCGGCGAAGAUAUUGCAGCUGGAGACCAGGGCUUGAUGUUUGGUUAUGCCACCGAUGAGACCGACGAGUGCAUGCCCAUGACGAUCCUGCUUGCCCAUAAAAUCAAUGCAAAGAUGAAGUCUCUGGCGAGGAAUGGGACUUUGCCUUGGGUUAGACCGGAUGGGAAAACGCAGGUCACAAUGGAAUACUGCGAUACUGGUGGUGCAUUAGAGCCAAUCCGGGUGCACACCUUGGUCAUUUCUGUACAGCAUGCACCUGGGGUGCCAUUAGAGCAAAUACAGAAAGAGCUGAUGGACAGAGUUGUGAAAGAAGUGAUCCCUGCAAAAUACCUGGAUGAGAACACCACCUAUCACCUCCUGCCAAGUAAAGCAUUUAUCCAAGGUGGUCCUAAGAGUGAUGCUGGCUUGACUGGUAGAAAGAUAAUUGUGGAUACCUAUGGAGGCUGGGGAGCUCAUGGAGGGGGGGCUUUUUCAGGGAAAGACCCCUCUAAAGUUGAUCGCUCAGCAGCGUAUGCAGCCCGCUGGGUGGCGAAGUCCUUGGUGAAGGCGGGCCUCUGCCGGAGAGUAUUGGUCCAGCUGUCUUAUUCCAUUGGACUGAGUCACCCUUUGGCCAUCUCAGUGUUCCAUUAUGGUACUUCGGACAGAUCAGAAGAUGAGCUGCUUGAUGUCAUUCAGAAGAACUUUGAUCUUCGUGUUGGGUCUAUCAUAAGGGAGCUGAACUUGAAGCGUCCCAUUUAUCAACAGACUGCAUGCUAUGGGCAUUUUGGAAGAGAAGGAUUUACAUGGGAGCAACCAAAAAAACUACUUUAUUAGACCUGUUUGGGCAUUAAGGUUUUUUUUAAAAAAAGCCAAUUGAAUCUAGACUGUCAGAGGAACAAAUUGCGAAGCUAUAGGGCAUUUUGUAAGGCAAACGUUUAAAAACAAUUUAAUUACUUUUUUGGGGUGGUGGUGCUCAACCCUAAUGUAUUUUCAUUAAGGUAAUGUCUUGAAAUUAAAAUAACGUUUGUUGCAUUUGUACAGUGAAGCGUGCUUGAAAUACAUUCCCAUGGGUGGAAAAAUAGCUUGUGGGGAGUCUUAAUAGGCAAAGAUUAUGUGUAGGGAAAAGGUUAGACACCACUUUUGCAGUUAAGUUCAUAGGCAUAUAUGCUGCAGCCUUUCAAUAAAUAAAUAAAUACAUACAUACAUACAUACAUACACCCCACCCCCACCCCAUGUAGUGAAAGAGCCAUGGAGUUUUGGUACCAGUGGCGGAUGGUGUCUCUGAUGUCAGAGGGGCAGUGUAUCCGCUCUGGGUUUCAGUCAGAACUCUAAAGGAACUCAGCACUUUGGAUAGCUUUUUUAGAGCUCUGACU
Molecule: messenger RNA, 1820 nt
Organism: Elgaria multicarinata webbii
Lineage: Eukaryota; Metazoa; Chordata; Lepidosauria; Squamata; Anguidae
Product: S-adenosylmethionine synthase-like
Exons: 9
Coding region: 34-1281 (415 amino acids)
Biological process (GO): S-adenosylmethionine biosynthetic process
Cellular component (GO): methionine adenosyltransferase complex; cytosol
Molecular function (GO): methionine adenosyltransferase activity; ATP binding
Source: RefSeq, a predicted model, not a curated record